UUGUAAACAAACAAAUGGCAUGAGGUGACUGAUAGUGAUGUCAAAUGUAUUUAUAUAUGCUUCGUAAGUUUUAAAAUUUGUUAUUUUUCAAAUCUAGAGAAUGAAAUUACAGUUACUUGAAAAUGCUCCACCUUCAGUAUAUUAUAUACCAAACUUUAUCACAGAGUGUGAAGAAGCCAUAAUUAUUGAAAAAGUGAACACAGCUCCAAAACCAAAAUGGACUCAGCUAUCAAACAGAAGACUUCAAAAUUGGGGAGGAAUACCUCAUCCAAAAGGAAUGAUACCAGAACCUUUACCUGAGUGGCUUCAAGAGUAUGUAAAUCGAGUCAGUCAAUUGGAGGUGUUUGAGAGUGUUACUAAACCUAACCACGUUCUGAUCAAUGAAUAUCUUCCUGGUCAGGGAAUUAUGGCACAUUUUGAUGGUCCUUUGUUCUACCCAACUGUGGCAACCAUAAGCUGUGGGUCUCACACUCUGCUGAACUUCAUGAAACCUCCUGAAGAAAACUUAGUACAGUCUAAAGAGAAAUCCUUUUCCCUCUUACUUGAGCCUAGGAGCCUCCUACUGCUACAAGACUCCAUGUAUCAUGAUUAUCAACAUUCCAUUGAAGAGGUUCUUCAAGAUGUCAUAACAGAUUCCAUUGUCAAUUUAAGUGAAACUAGUCAAAACAAUGCCAUAGGUAAUGUUUUAGACCGCACUACACGGAUAUCUCUUACAAUAAGGCAUGUGCCGAAAACAACAAAAUUAAAAAUUAAGCUUUGUCGAUGAAAGUGCUUUUAAUAAGACUGUUUGUUUUUAUACUAUUACACUGUAAAUAAAUUCAAAGUGCUUUUAUUAUUAUGUAA
Molecule: messenger RNA, 843 nt
Organism: Homalodisca vitripennis (glassy-winged sharpshooter)
Lineage: Eukaryota; Metazoa; Arthropoda; Insecta; Hemiptera; Cicadellidae
Product: alpha-ketoglutarate-dependent dioxygenase alkB homolog 6-like
Exons: 5
Coding region: 101-766 (221 amino acids)
Source: RefSeq, a predicted model, not a curated record